This is a messenger RNA of Aethina tumida (small hive beetle), 752 nucleotides long. Its product is annotated as polycystic kidney disease protein 1-like 3. Gene Ontology annotation, biological process: detection of mechanical stimulus. The record is from RefSeq and is a predicted model, not a curated record. Gene Ontology annotation, cellular component: membrane. NCBI's taxonomy places the organism in Eukaryota, Metazoa, Arthropoda, Insecta, Coleoptera, Nitidulidae. The transcript is spliced from 6 exons. Bases 3 to 707 code for a protein of 234 amino acids. Gene Ontology annotation, molecular function: protein binding; calcium channel activity.
AAAUGAACGGUGUUAUAAUAAACAGUACGAACCAUUUUAUUUUCCAACAGUACAACAAAUCGUUCCACAGUUGGCAGUAUUUGAAUGUGUUAAAGGAGGAAGGUAUGCCGACACCAAAUAUCACUGUUGGUAGAUAUGGUUGUUAUAAGUGGAAUAAAGAUCUAAUGGAAUGGAAGUUUGCAUGCGCUAGCUCAAAUAAAAGUCAUGAGAAAUCCAUAUUCUGUUUGUGCCAUGAAGCUUCGAUAUUCAAGGGGCAAUAUGACUAUCUCCCAAUAAAAGUAGAUUCAAUGGAGUUUUUGGACUUUGACGUCCAUGUGGAUCCAACGUAUAUUAUUUUUACAACAACAAUAAUAAUCAUGAUAUUGUUUUAUAUACUUCUAUUGUGUGUCUACAUGAAAACAAACAAUUAUGAGGUGGGUAACAAUGUGCUCUUCCUAACGGAUGUUCCAAAUUACUGUAAAUUUGCCUAUUUAAUCGUUGUACAUACUGAUAAAAAAGUUAAAUCAGGUACUACCUCCAACAUUAUGAUUAAAUUGGUAGGAACAAAAUCAUCGUCCAAGGAACAUGUGUUGAAUUAUCCAGAUCCUGGAAAGCAGUUACUCCAAGAGGGCAACGAAGAUUGGCUCAUUUUGGCAUCGGAACACUACCUUGGCGAUUUAAAAGAAAUUCAUCUGUGGUUUGACAGCAUAGGUGAAAAACCUGACUGAACCAGAUAAGUACACUAGUGAUGUUAUAAUAAUAAAAAAAAGAAA